GUAAGAAAGCUUCUCCCAGCACCCUGUGUUUGUUACAUACUAAAGCUGGAUUUGUUUAAAACGCAGCGCAUUAAUUAUACUUUAAGUCUACACUAAUGGAUGAAAAGGAAGAUUCUGAUCAAGGCACCCCAGAAACAGAAAACGGUGCUGCUUCAUGUCUUGGCGCUACUGGAGGCACAGGCUCACAAGUGGACUCUCAGCUGGCAGAGGCCACACGCUUUAAAACAGAGGGCAACUCAUUUUAUAAGGAGAAGAAUGUGCGUGCUGCCAUUGGACGUUAUCACCGUGCCCUGCUCGUGCUUCGUAGCCUGGACUCUAAUGUAAUGUCAAAUAUUAAAGGGUUUGGACCCACAGCAACCGUCCUCACUGCAGAGCAAGAUGAACAAGUCAAGAACAUGCAGAUUGACUGCUAUAACAACUUAGCAGCAUGCCUACUACAGCGUGAGGUCGUGGACUACACCCGUGUGCAGGAGUACAGUUUGAAGGUGCUGCAGUGGAGACCUGCAGAUGUUAAAGCCCUGUACAGAGCUGGAGUGGCCACACUGGAGCUGGGUGAUGCUGAGGCUGCUCGUCGAUACCUCCUGCAGGCCAGCAGAGGGAAACCUAAUGAUGCUAACGUGAAGAAACAGCUGCAGCGGGUGGAGGAACGGCUCAGCAAAGACUUUCAAAAGGAGAAAGCUCUCUACAAAGGCAUGUUCAGUAAACAAAAGCAGGAAGGAGAAGAAGCCAUGGGCUAAAACCUAAAUCAUGUAAGAAUAGCUUUAAAGAUCUGAACCAGCUGAAGGGUUCAAUGCUUACCAAAACAAUAUUAAGAUAUCUUGCAGCAAACAUGAAAAUUAAGCCCAAAUAAGAAUGUAUUGGCACUUUUGUCAGGACUGUUGACUUGCAAGUUUGAAAAUUAAAGCCCUUAUUAAUCCACUGACAGUGGCUUCAUCAAACAUCAGUUGGAAACUGAUCCUGUGGUAUUUGAAAUCUUUUGUCAUGUUUUUCAGCAUUCUUGUAUAAUAAAUAUUUCUGAAGUCAUAUGAAUGAUUCUUAUAUUUCUGGAACUCUAGAGACCCAGUCGUAAAAUUAGGAAAAUAAGAAUAAAAUUUGCCAAAAAAAGCAACACGCUAACUCUUAAUAGUGUACCAGCUUACAGUCAAUACAAUAUCAUUUAACCUAACUACAUUAAAAUGUGUGAGAUGUUUCAAAAUCAAUUAGGAGGUUAAAUAAAAUGGAUUAGAAUGUGUCUGCAUAUCAUUUUUGGCCAUGUUUUAGCUUGACCACC
Molecule: messenger RNA, 1270 nt
Organism: Trichomycterus rosablanca
Lineage: Eukaryota; Metazoa; Chordata; Actinopteri; Siluriformes; Trichomycteridae
Gene: ttc9c
Product: tetratricopeptide repeat domain 9C
Exons: 4
Coding region: 96-737 (213 amino acids)
Molecular function (GO): protein binding
Source: RefSeq, a predicted model, not a curated record